Nilaparvata lugens (brown planthopper) is the source of this 4004-nucleotide messenger RNA. RefSeq lists its product as uncharacterized. The coding region runs from base 216 to 2942 and encodes 908 amino acids. The record is from RefSeq and is a predicted model, not a curated record. Lineage: Eukaryota; Metazoa; Arthropoda; Insecta; Hemiptera; Delphacidae. The transcript is spliced from 4 exons.
CAUUUCAACUUGGUGAGUUGGUCACAAUGUAUCACUGACGUAAGUAUUUUGCAUAGAAUGGUACACAGUACAAAUGAGUUCUUGAUUCAUAACGCGCAAUUUUGUUUUUCGCAUCCAACCUUGUUUUUCGCAUCAAACUUUGGAUUUCGCUAGUUUACAACUGUGAUUUGGCGAUAUUUCGUAGAAGUUAAUCCAGUGUUUAGUCUGUGCCUAAGAUGUUCAUCAUAAGGAUUCAGACAGUUCUGCUACUUCUUUUUAUAGGAAGUCAACGAUUGUUAGCCGGUACAAUUCCUUCAGGGACCGAAACAGAAGAUCCGCUAAAAACCAAGCACGAUGUUCCACAUACAUUUGAUAAUGAGAAGAAAGACGAACACCAGAACCUUCCUUGGGAUUGCCAAGCCGAAUCUGACUACAUUCAGAAAGAAAUAGCACUAACAACCAAAAUUCUAGCAGAUGGUGAGCGGUUCAUGGAGAAUCAAGACUUUUCAGAUGAUGCUGAAACUGUAUUAGUACUAGGGAAGGCGGGUAGUGGAAAAACCAGUUUAAUCCAGUUUUUGUCUGGAAAUCCCCACCUACGUUCCACAUUGGUCAGGAGUGACACCGGUGAAUACAUCAUCGAAGACGGGCAGAAAAUCGGAACUUCGGCCACUGAGUCUUUCACUCUGUACCCAGAACGUGUCCAUUACAACUCAUCAAUCACAUUCUGUGAUUCCCCAGGGUUCCACGACUCACGGAGCUCUGCACAUGAGAUAGUUUCAAUGGAUGUCAUGAAAUCCACCACCAGCAAAUUCAAGAGGAUGAAAAUUGUUUUGCUUGAGAACUACAGCUCUCUACAGUACGGUCUCUUCAAAGACAAUUUCAUCAACACUCUUCGACAUUUGAAUGAUUUCUUGGUUGAUUUCGACAAAUAUAAGGAUCAUAUUGUGCUGAUUGCAACUAAAGUACCUUUCGGUUAUAGAAUGCCUGAUGAUAUCAGUGCUCCUCCAGAGUUCAUCACAGAAGACAUGCAUGUUGAGAGUAUAAUAGCUUACUUGCAUCAAAUGGAGAAAUCUCUAACACGGAAAAUCCUAGAGACAAACAGUAGAACCGACAAGGAGUUCUACAAGAAAGUCAUUAGAUUACUAGGAAGCCUCCAGACCAGAGAUGAAAAUGGGAAAGUAGCCAGAAUAAAUGUAUUUAGGCGUCCAUACACGUCAGGUCCUCUCGAAAAACAGUCAUUACUUGAAAAGAAUAGAAGAUCCCUAGCUAGAACAAUAAUGAAUUUAGAUUUUGUGGAAGUUGGAGAGAAUGACUUUGAUUUCACAUUGUCAGACAGAGCGAAAAUGUAUCUGGAAUGCCUGCUGAAAUUGACCAGUGAUAGCUACAAACUUAAGAUCAAUGAAUUGUCAUUCAAACUGAGCGAAUAUGUCAAACAUAAAACCGAAAACUACGAAACUUUUGAAAGGGUUCUGACAGAUCUGGAACUGUUGUAUGGUGCAUUAAAACAAUUAUCUGAUCAACUGGAUAAAACUAAGGAUUACAAUGAGUUCUUCCAGAAGAUCAAUAGUUUCAUCUCAGAUCAGCAAAUGCAGCCUCAGAUCGAUUUCAAUGAAGGCAUAAAUGUGAUAGAAAAAUAUGAGAGGAUGCUUCUGAAAUUUGUUGAUACCAAUAAUGUUUUCAUUUCAACGUCCUGGGCACUACCAAUUAGGCAAGUCAUGAGAAUGACAGAGGAAAAACUGCAAUGGUAUAGUACUCUCGACGAAUUCAUUACUGUUCUUUCAAGUUAUGAGUAUCAGAAGAAGAAACCCGAGAUAGCUUCAAGAAUCAUGAAUGAGGGUUCCAUUUCAAAAGAUGAUUUGAUGUCACUAUUCAUGGAGGCUACUGGAAGCAUAAAUGCCAAGCAUUUCUUUGAUGAGGGAUCCAGCAGUAAGAAGUAUUCAGAAAUUGAAACAGUUGUGAAAACUUUCCUGGAAAAAAAUAGAAUCCAUUGUGAUGCUAAUGGUGUGCUGAGAGUUGAAGGAUUCUAUGUGAUGCUUUCAGAGAUUAAUGUAUACAUUGAGACAGUUAAUUCGAUGGUGCAAAAAUACGAUAACAUAAAAGUCAAAGAGGUAAGAGUGCUGGCUGUUCACACAGUGUUUGUGGAUGAUGACACCAAUGCUUAUUUCAAGGGAGUGGACAUGUUUGUUGCAGCAAAUAAGUGGAGAGUGAUUGGUCAAAGGAAGAUAGUACUUAGUGGUCAGCCUGGUCCAGAAAUAUCCGUUGAUAAAUAUCAGGGCAGAGAUGGGAGACCUGGCUUACCAGGAGGUAAUGGUGGAAGUUUCAUCGGAAUAGGCAGGGACUUUUUGUAUGGUGGAAGUUUACUUGUUCAGUCAUACGGUGGCGCAGGGGGUCCUGGGACUGAUGGCGCAAAGGGGGCCAGAGGUAUGGAUGGUAGUUUUGUUCAUGACACCUUCAUACCAGUUUCAGGAGAGUAUGUGAAAAGUUCCUCUCAAAUCUUUGGAAUUGAUGCUGAUUACUUCAGUAAAGGUAUGACUAGACUAACAGGGAAACACAAGUUUUCCUUAGCAUUUUUCGACUCCAGCAACAGUCUCCUAGAUACCAGGGCUGACAUAAAGGUUGUGAAGGAAGAAGGCUUUUGUGGGGAGAACGGAGGUCCUGGAGGAUUGGGAGGGCAGGGAGGUAUAGGAGGUUUUGCAGGAGACCUAAAACUGCUUGAAUUUGGAGCACAAUCGGGGAUAAGAUUGGAGAACCAAAAUGGCAGCAUGGGAACACCUGGAAAACAGGGAGAGACUGGAGAGAAGGGGGAAGACGAGAUGGGAGUGGUUGUGUCCAAGUUUGGUUCCGGAGAGAUUCUGGAGGAAAGCCUUACUGGAAAUGUGAGUCAACCGGAGUCACAUCUCCAGCCUGCAAAACUUGUCCAAAACUUGGUGAAGAUGUUGAACAACACACAACAAAAGGCAUGAAACAGCCAGCGCCCAAAAAACCCGCCAAUGUCACUGAUUUCAUAAUUGAUUACAAGAAGUUCAUGACAUCUUACUCCAAACACAUUAUAUUCAAUCAGGAGGUAGUUGAUUAUUUUAAGUUAGUUGAUGCUAUGAACAUCUGGAGAAAAAACUAAUGAAUUUUAUUCAUUUUACAAAUUUCAUAACACUUGGAUAAGAAUAUCAUCUAUAAUAUAAUAGAGAGAAGAAUUCGUUUAUACACGUACGGAAUAGGACAUUUAGGAAUGAAGCAUCAUCACGUCUGAACUACUGAACUGAUUAACUUGAAGUUUUACAUAUAGAUUCUUAAUUUAUGGAAAGAAUUCGCUUAUACACGUACGGAAUAGGAAAUUCACGAACGACGCAUCAUCACAUCUGAACUACUGAACUGAUUAACUUGAAUUUUUGCAAAUAGAUUCUUAAUUUACCGAGGAUGGCUAUAGAUCUAUUUUAAAUUCUUCAAGAUUUCAGUGGGUCAAGUUUUCAAGUUUGUCAAGUUUUUAAUUAAACCCUUGCGGAGCACGGGUUAUCUGCUAGUUCUUAAUGAUGAAGCUCAUGUUUAAAAAAUCGUUUUGAUCAGUUCUGUGUUUGGCCAGUUAUUUCAGUCACGACUCGCUCCAAACUUCAACGACGAACCUUCAAAAUACUUUCACAAAUGACAUUUAACGAAUUUUUGGAUCAAGGUUUCUAUUGUUAUGGAGUUCACAAUGCAUCUAUUUCUACCAAUGCAUUGAAAUUGUUUUAAUAAUCAUGAAUCGAAGUUUCCAUUGUAAUAGAGUUUGAGAUGUUGCUAUAACUUAAAUACAUUAAAAGUUUAAAUCAAAUAAAAAUAUAAAUCUUAGUGAUUUCAAAUCACUUGAAAAUGGCUUUAAUGUCCGGAACAUGUUGUGAUAAAAUAAUUGAAAAGGGUACUCAAAUUAAUCACUUGGAAAUGGCUUGAUUUAUAUUUUAUUUACAUUAAAAGUAGCCCUAAAGAAAAAAUACUUUAAAAGUUUGUAUCUAUCUAAGAACAGUUGAAUAUAGAUUCUUCCAAAAAAAAAAAAA